AUGGGUGCACAGAAGUUACCUGCUGCCCCUGUGGCUGACCUGUGCGACGCCAACGCCUCGCUCAUCCUCACCGGCGAGCUGCGCAUCCUGGAGCCUGUCUUCCAGGACUAUGGCCAGUGCAUUUCUUUCUCGGGCCAGGUGGUCACCAUGCGCGUCUUGGAGCACAACGUGGGGGAAAGCGAGCUCCUAGAGACGUCCGGCGAGGGCCGGGUGCUGGUGCUCGACGGCCGCGGCAGCAAGCGCUGCGCCAUCAUGGGCGGCAAUCUGGCGGAGCAGGCGUGCCGCAACGGCUGGGCGGGCGCCGUCGUGAACGGCUGCAUCCGCGACGUGGCCGACAUCAACUCGUUCCCCAUCGGCGUCCGCGCGCUCGCCAGCCACCCACGCCACCCCGGGACAGACGGGGUCCCCGAGCUGCACGUCGACGUCGAAUUCGCCGGCGCCGUCAUCCGCGACGGGGAGUGGCUCUACGCGGACACCGACGGCAUCAUUGUCUGCAGCAAGGAGAUCUACGGAUUUCCGGAAGGUGCCAGGCAAAAGACUCGAACUCACGCACGGGGCAUCGUCCUGUUGGGAGAUGAGCAUCGGAGACUUGAAGCAUGGAAAGUGAUUCACAGGAGAGCAGAGCCGACUUCGACGCUGAUGUAUGUCGCAAUCGGAAUCAUGAUGGUCUCCUUGUGGAUCGCGGUCUUCAUCUUCCGCCCUGAUUGGCUUGAUUUGUGCCUCAUUGUUGUCUGCAUGUUGGCAUCAGUUGUUGGGAUAUUUUUAUUGCUCAAAACUGAACAAGUGGAACAGAAGAGGAAGAGGUUGGGAGCAAAAUGCCAAGUUGUCUCAGAUGAAGUCUAGCAGAUUUUCGAAGCAUCGGCAUCUAAAGCGCGUUUGGUCAGUCUUUCAUUUUAGUGAAUAAACUCGGCAUAACCUACAGUCCUACAGAAGAGAUUAUAAGCCGUAGUAGUUUCGAGUGUUUUGCCAUGCAUGAGUGUCAACUGCCGUAAUCUCCAGCAGUUCUAUACUGAAAAUGGGUGGACCUCCAAUAAGCUCUAUAUUGUUCUUCUCCAUUUCCCUUUCAUUAUUACUACAUCAAAAGAACAGUGGGAUGAGUCAGACCUAGUCUAGUUCCAAACAUGCAAUGCCUCUAUAUCUGAAUGUUCAAAUGAUAUUUUUUUCUAUGUUAGU
Messenger RNA from Lolium rigidum, 1173 nucleotides. Its product is annotated as putative 4-hydroxy-4-methyl-2-oxoglutarate aldolase 2. NCBI's taxonomy places the organism in Eukaryota, Viridiplantae, Streptophyta, Magnoliopsida, Poales, Poaceae. Bases 1 to 843 code for a protein of 280 amino acids. The transcript is spliced from 3 exons. The record is from RefSeq and is a predicted model, not a curated record. Gene Ontology annotation, biological process: regulation of RNA metabolic process. Gene Ontology annotation, molecular function: ribonuclease inhibitor activity.